Adelges cooleyi (spruce gall adelgid) is the source of this 1469-nucleotide messenger RNA. Its product is annotated as GPN-loop GTPase 1. Gene Ontology annotation, molecular function: GTPase activity. The coding region runs from base 167 to 1225 and encodes 352 amino acids. The record is from RefSeq and is a predicted model, not a curated record. NCBI's taxonomy places the organism in Eukaryota, Metazoa, Arthropoda, Insecta, Hemiptera, Adelgidae. The transcript has 5 exons.
AAUAACUGCGCACAUUGGUUUCAGAGUUCAGACUAAGUUCAUACUUCAUUGAAUAUUUUGUUUUUAAAAUUUCAGUUCAUUCUACAUUUGAGAAAAUAAAUAUUUUUGUAUAUAUUAUUCCAAGUUGGUAGCCAUAUAGUGAGUGACAAUACGAAUAAUAAUCGAGAUGGACUGCGAAAGUUCAUCAACAACUGAAGAGAAACCCACUGUAAAGCUGGAUGCAAGCAUGAAUUCUCCGGUUUGUCUCAUAGUUUUGGGCAUGGCAGGAUCGGGAAAAACGACGUUCGUAACAAAAUUAGAUUCGUAUUUGCGACAGUACAAAAGAGCUCCGUAUUUGAUCAACAUUGAUCCGGCAUGUAGAAAUAUGCCUUACAAACCCAAUAUAGAUAUCAGAGAUUCUGUAAAGUACAAGAAUGUGAUGAAACGCUAUGGUUUGGGACCAAAUGGCGCCAUUGUCACUGCAUUGAAUUUGUACUCUACAAAAUUCAAUCAGUUGUUAGAUUUACUCGGUAAAGUUAACGUGGAAAACACACAUGAUAUAGCCGUUAUCGAUACUCCGGGACAAAUCGAAGUGUUCACAUGGUCAGCAUCGGGACAAAUUCUAACUGAGUGUUUAGCAUCCACGUUUCCAACUGUUGUCGUUUAUGUGAUGGAUCUCGAAAGAAGUGCUAGCCCUGUAACGUUUAUGUCGAAUAUGUUGUAUGCGUGUUCAGUAUUAUACAAAACAAAGUUACCAUUUAUAGUAGUCUUAAAUAAGUCUGAUAUAGUCGAUCCUACAUGUGCUAUAGAAUGGAUGAGAGAUUUUGAAGUAUUUUGUGAUGCCGUCGAGCAAGAAUCAUCAUAUAUGUCUAAUUUAACGCGCACAAUGGCAUUAACGCUUGAUGAGUUUUACAGUGAAUUGAAGUGUGUACCAGUAUCUUCAGUGACCGGGCAUAAUUUUGAUGAAUUCUUGAAAAUGGUCGAUUCAGCUUCAGAAGAAUUUCAAAAAGAAUACCGUGUCGAAUAUGAAAAGGUGCGAAAAGAUAAAUUACAAGCAGAACUUUCUCAAUUGAACUCAAAGCUCGACAGCUUAGCUGUCAGUAGUGGUGAAGGAGAAAAUGUAGAUCUCAUAAUGUCGUUGAGUGCUGGCCGAGAAAUUUCAGAUAUUUAUUUAGCGCCAAUGGCUGAUGAAUUGUCCGGAGACAGUGAAGGUGAAGAAGUACCUGGUAUAGAUGCGAAUGAUUGAUUCACACCAGCAUAACAAGAAAAUAUCAAUUUUUUUUUUCGCUUGUUUAUACUCAAUACAUUUUUAAGUAAAGAAUGUAUUGCACAUUUACAUUGUAUCACAAUGUGUAAUUUAUUUAAACAUUUACAAACCCAUUGCAUUGUAUACAUGUUUUAUUUGUAAUUAAACAUAAACUAAUGUACUAUUUAUAAAUAUUUUUAUUUUUUGUGUAUUUUAUAUGAAUAUAUAUAUUCUAAUAAUAUAA